AUGGACAACCAUCCGUCUCCCGAUUUUCGCUCGCAGCAAUUCCCGUCGCACAACGAACCAAGAGUAUGGCUGAUCACUGCGGGGGAUUCGCCAAUUGGCAUCUCAGUCGCACGGCAGGUUCUGGCGCACGGGGAUUAUGUGCUACUAGGGUUGGCAUAUUCGACUCUGGAACGAGACAAGCGUCGUCAAGAUGGAUUUGAGGCAUUCUUGGCUGAAGUGGAGGAGCAUAAUGACGAGGGAUGGAAGCAUCGGAUGAAAGCAGUGCCUCUGGAUAUUCGAAUGAUGGGAGAAUGCCAAGCUGUCGUCGCAGAGGCAGCGACAAUAUUUGGUCAAAUCGAUAUCCUUCUAUGCUGCACUAGUCAAGCUCUAAUUGGCACUGUUGAAGAGCUAUCGGCCUCCCCACAAACCUUGAACCUCGUACACGACCAAUUCGAAAUCAACUACUUCGGCCCACUUAAUAUAAUCAAAGCCGCAUUACCAUAUAUGAGAAGAGAGCACAGCGGCCAUAUAAUGAUAUUAUCAGGUAUCACCGCCCAUAUUGGCACGCCAGGCCUAGGGAUGUAUUGCGCAGCAGGCUGGGCGCUUGAAGGAUUUUGCGACAGCCUGGCAUUCGAGGUUGCGCCCUUCAACAUCAAACUCACUAUCUUCCAAUGCAGUAUCGAGAUCGGCAUCCUCACAAAUCUGGUGACCAGCGUCCCACCCAUCUCCCCUGCCUAUGGCCCUUCGCAAAAUAGCGCACCAUUAUUCCGUGGUAUACUCAACCAUCUCAUCCCCAGAUUGCCGGAUGCUCAAUCUGAAGGGGUCAAAUCCCCAGCGACUGCAGCUGCAGCUCGACAAAAUGAUCACGACAAUGACCCAGAAAAUGCCAGAGUCAGUUCAAUGGAGGACGGUCCAUUCUCCGCUCCUAAGGUUGUCUCCAUGCAUCCCCCACUCAGCUCUGCACAUCUCGAAGUUUUGGUAUCAGAGACUGUAUACGCCAUUACAUCUAUCGGUGGACAUGAGAACCCACCCUCGCGGCAUAUCGUAGGACAAGAAGGUGUUGCUAGUGUCAAGGAGAAAUUAAAAACGGUCAGCGAGGAGCUGGAAGAUUUUAUCCAGGCUAGUUUUGCUGUUGAUGUUGCGGCAGAUUCGGACCCCUUGCCGCAUGUUGGUGGAAUGAUUUGA
Molecule: messenger RNA, 1164 nt
Organism: Penicillium malachiteum
Lineage: Eukaryota; Fungi; Ascomycota; Eurotiomycetes; Eurotiales; Aspergillaceae
Product: short chain dehydrogenase/reductase family protein
Exons: 5
Coding region: 1-1164 (387 amino acids)
Source: RefSeq, a predicted model, not a curated record